Messenger RNA from Musca vetustissima, 1827 nucleotides. It is a transcript of the gene Pepck2, whose product is annotated as phosphoenolpyruvate carboxykinase [GTP]. Gene Ontology annotation, molecular function: manganese ion binding; phosphoenolpyruvate carboxykinase (GTP) activity; GTP binding. Lineage: Eukaryota; Metazoa; Arthropoda; Insecta; Diptera; Muscidae. Gene Ontology annotation, biological process: gluconeogenesis; propionate catabolic process; cellular response to dexamethasone stimulus. The coding region runs from base 133 to 1827 and encodes 564 amino acids. The record is from RefSeq and is a predicted model, not a curated record. Gene Ontology annotation, cellular component: cytosol. The transcript has a single exon.
GUCUACGGCAAUCCGACACAUUUUACAGCUGCUACCAAAAAUUAUGUAGAUGAAUGCGUCGAGUUGUGUCGACCCGAUCGUAUUCAUAUUUGCGAUGGCAGUGUUCAAGAAAGCCAAAUACUGCAGCAGCUUAUGGUGAAGCAGAGAACAAUAACUCCUCUGACGAAAUAUGAAAACUGCUGGCUAGCCAGAACGAAUCCUGCUGAUGUUGCCCGCGUCGAAUCCCGUACUUUUAUUUGUACCGAGCGUAAGGAACAGACCGUCCCUGUUACUGGUGAGUCAACACCAGGAGCAUUAGGAAAUUGGAUAUCUCCUGAGGACAUGCGUAAAGCUAUUGCUGAACGUUUUCCCGGGUGCAUGAAAGGUCGUACAAUGUAUGUGGUACCCUUCUCCAUGGGUCCAGUCGGCUCCCCGUUGUCAAAAAUCGGUGUAGAAAUCACAGACUCCCCCUAUGUAGUAGAAUCGAUGAAAAUUAUGACCAGGGCUGGAUUGAAAGUUCUGGAUGAGAUGCAGAGAGGUGGUGAUGAAUUUGUGAAGUGUCUCCAUUCCGUUGGAACACCCAAAAAUGGUAGACAUGCCUUCCCUUCAUGGCCUUGUGAUCCAGAACGGACAAUAAUUUUACAUAUGCCGGACAACAACGAAAUUGUAUCCUAUGGUUCCGGAUACGGUGGCAAUUCCUUACUUGGCAAAAAGUGUUUUGCUCUCCGCAUUGGAAGUACCAUUGCAAAACGGGAGGGUUGGUUGGCCGAACACAUGCUAAUUUUGGGAAUAACCAAUCCUCAGGGAAAGAAAAUUUACAUUGCUGCCGCUUUCCCCUCCGCUUGCGGCAAAACGAACCUUGCCAUGAUGACUCCAACUUUACCCGGUUACAAAGUUGAGUGUGUCGGCGAUGAUAUUGCUUGGAUGAAAUUCGAUAAAAAUGGUGUAUUGAGAGCAAUUAAUCCUGAGAAUGGUUUCUUCGGCGUUGCUCCCGGAACAUCGAUGUCCACAAACCCCAUAGCAAUGAAGACCAUAUUCAAGAACUCAUUGUUUACCAAUGUUGCAUCGACAUCGGACGGUGGAGUAUUCUGGGAAGGUAUGGAUAUAGGCAACAUCAGCGGUGUCACAGUUACUGAUUGGUUAGGCAAACUGUGGUCUCCAGAAUCAGGAAAAUCUGCUGCACACCCCAACUCUCGAUUUUGUACACCCGCUGCUCAAUGUCCCAUCAUUGAUCCGGCAUGGGAAGAUAGUGCCGGAGUUCCAAUAAGUGCGAUUCUUUUCGGAGGCCGCAGACCGGCCGGUGUGCCACUGGUCUACGAAGCCCGAAAUUGGUCCCAUGGUGUAUUUAUGGGAGCUUCGAUGCGCAGUGAAGCAACCGCAGCAGCAGAACACAAGGGCAAAGUCAUCAUGCACGAUCCGUUUGCCAUGCGUCCAUUCUUUGGUUAUAAUUUCGGCGACUAUUUGAAACACUGGCUCUCGAUGGAAUCACGUGGAAAGGUGCCCAAAAUUUUCAAUGUAAAUUGGUUCCGCAAGAGUGAAGACGGCCAAUUCCUGUGGCCAGGAUUCGGCGAUAACUCUAGAGUACUCGACUGGAUUUUCCGCCGUGUCGAAGGAGAAGAAUGUUACCAAGAGACACCCAUCGGCUUGCUACCUAGCCCCAACUCAAUUAACACCCAAGGGAUGGCAACCGAUAUUGACAUGGAAAAACUUUUCCAUUUACCCAAAGAUUUCUGGUUACAAGAAGCAGCAGACAUUGAAAAGUACUUUACAACCCAAGUCGGUUCUUACUUGCCAUCUGAAAUUUCGGCCGAGUUGCAAGGUCUUAAGGACAGAGUAUCAAAAAUGUAA